AUGAGCUAUUCAAACUUGACACUGAAGAUGUUCCUGGGGCUGCAAGAAGCUUCUCUUGAAAGAAAUAGGCAGAAAAGAAGAAGAACAGAAGUAAGUUCAUCGCCACGGCCGCUCUGGACAGUGGACGAUGAACAAGGCGCAUUGGCAUUUCUCUCCCAGGUCUUGGAUCCACGGGCAACUCACGAGUGCUGGGCUUACAAUAUCAAAGAACGCUAUCGUUUUAGCGAUGAUGGAGAGCCUGGAGGAACGGCAGGACGGCCAAUCUAUGCUGCCAUAGAAAAUUCUGGUGUGGAUGGAGUUAUGGUCGUUGUCACGAGGUACUUUGGUGGAACGAAGCUUGGAACUGGAGGACUCGUUCGAGCUUAUGGAGGAAUCGCUGCUGACUGCCUCAAAGACGCACCGACGCACAUUGUCAAAGCAAAGAUCUCCCUGGUUCUCAAGUUUGGGUUUGAUCAUCUUGGAGCUGUGUACCCUCUUCUUCAGCUUCACGGAACCGAGAACAUUAAAGAAAGCUAUGACGAAGAUGAUGAAAGUAGCAGUGUAGAAAUCCAACUCUCGCUCGAUGCUGGUAGAGCUGACGAACUUGAAAGCUCUCUCACCAAUGCAUGCAGAGGAGGCAUCACAAUUCAACGAGCUACAACAACCAACUCCUAGAGGAAAAGCUUACCGCUGGAGCUUCAGACACAUUUACUCUCCUGGCUACUAGCCGCAGACGUAGCAUGGUCCAAGCUGGUAUGCAAGCACUGGGCUCGCAUGCUGGAUGAUCCGAGUUUCAGGCUCCUGUGGAGACAAAAUGGUCACUCUCAAACCAAAAUCGUGUUGUUACUGCACCACCGACUUGAUGAACCUACUCGGUACUUGCGAUAUCAUCUUCCAGCUGGCCUUGAAAUGAACCCGUCAUAAAAGAGCUGCCGGAUUCUUGGGAGUCUCGGUUUGCACCCGAAUGUUCUGUGCCAUACCUUUCUCACGCGGCCUCGUCUUAUGCGACCGGAGGAAGAUCUUCGUCAACAAGAAGCAUUUCCUGGUGGGGAAUCCACUGACGCAGCAAUGGGUCUAUCGACAGUUUUAUCGACAAGUGCACACAGGUGCUGGCGACGUAUGUCAGUGACGGCAAGCAAUUCUUCCGGAUCUCGCUUUCCCCGUACGUGUUUGACUCGAGGCUGGGUAUUAGGACACUUCCUCGCUACCAAACGGUUUGCCUGACGUCUCUCAACACGGUGUUCAUCAGUACUAUCUCAGUUACUUCUCGCACCACUCCGCACUUGUGCUGCUCCAGAUCGAAGAUGUGGCGGAGUUUAGCGGAUCCAAAUGGAGUUUAGUGGAGUGCUGUGGAUAGCUCUUCGACAUGCUGUGGGAUACAUGAUUCUAAAGCUGUGGUCGCGGUGCUGGACAGAGAAAAACAACCAUGGACGUGGAAAGAGGUGGCAACUUUAGAGGGCAACUUUCACAGCUGGGACUUUCGCAAGUGCUGUACGCAUGGAAGCCUUACGUUUGCGGUUCUGUCGAUGGGAGUGGCUUGAGGAGGCUUGGAACAUGUUGUGUCCGUGGAUAUUUUGGGACUCACGGGAGUAAAACGCUACCUCCAGAUACUUCACUUGCAGUUCGUACCAUCACAAAGCGAACUCACUCGGAGAGAAGGUUGUCAACCGUUGCGGUCAUGUCUCGCCGAGGAAAAGAAUGGAAUGAUGAGAGCUCGUUUUGGAGGUGGGCACAGGAUGUGAACCGCUCUGCACCCUUCUCAACUCUACACAGCCUUUUGAUGA
Messenger RNA from Selaginella moellendorffii, 1763 nucleotides. Its product is annotated as IMPACT family member in pol 5'region. Bases 1 to 654 code for a protein of 217 amino acids. Gene Ontology annotation, cellular component: cytoplasm. The record is from RefSeq and is a predicted model, not a curated record. The transcript is spliced from 10 exons. Gene Ontology annotation, biological process: regulation of translational initiation. NCBI's taxonomy places the organism in Eukaryota, Viridiplantae, Streptophyta, Lycopodiopsida, Selaginellales, Selaginellaceae.